AUGGCUCCAACAAACUUCAAUAAACCCUUGAAGAAGAUUCGCACCAAUCCUAAACCGGUUACUGAUCGACAGCUUGCUUUCUUGGCUCAAAAGAAGAGAGACCAGCAUCAGACCAUCAAAUCACAAUCUCACUUCAUCCGACGCAAGAACGGAGUUAAAACAGGUGAAGGCUCAAACGACGCACCAUCACAAGAUGCCACCUGGCCAGAUGAUGGGAUGACCAAUCCCGGAUUUGAUGACCUUGAAGAUCAAUAUCGCCAGGGUUAUGACCCAGCCCAGGCCACCAACCUAGACGAUUACACAGACGAAGAUGGUUGGGAAGAUGUGGACGAAAUGGA
Messenger RNA from Melampsora larici-populina 98AG31, 338 nucleotides. RefSeq lists its product as uncharacterized. The annotation marks the transcript as partial. The transcript has a single exon. The record is from RefSeq and is a predicted model, not a curated record. Lineage: Eukaryota; Fungi; Basidiomycota; Pucciniomycetes; Pucciniales; Melampsoraceae.